Messenger RNA from Vitis riparia (riverbank grape), 3588 nucleotides. RefSeq names its product disease resistance protein RUN1-like. Lineage: Eukaryota; Viridiplantae; Streptophyta; Magnoliopsida; Vitales; Vitaceae. Gene Ontology annotation, molecular function: protein binding; ADP binding. Gene Ontology annotation, biological process: signal transduction; defense response. Bases 1 to 3588 code for a protein of 1195 amino acids. The transcript has 8 exons. The record is from RefSeq and is a predicted model, not a curated record.
AUGGAUGCUUCUUCUUCUUCUCAAUAUUGGAGGUAUGAUGCCUUCCUCAGCUUUAGAGGAGAAGACACCCGCAAAAGCUUCAUUGCCCAUCUCUAUAAGGAGUUGUGUACCAAAGGAAUCAACACUUUUAUCGACGAUGACAAACUUAGGCGAGGCGAAGUCAUAUCUCCAGCACUUCUUACGGCUAUUGAAAACUCAAUGUUUUCUAUCAUUGUUUUGUCAGAAAAUUAUGCAUCUUCUAGCCGGUGCUUAGAGGAGUUGGUGAAGAUACUAGAGUGUAUGAAAACCAGGGGGCAGAGAGUUGUCCCCAUUUUCUAUAAUGUGGAUCCAUAUGAUGUGCGGAAACAAAGGGGAAAUUUUGGAAAAGCCUUGGCUGAACAUGAAGAAAAUUUGAAGGAAAAUAAGAAAAGGUUGAAGGGUCAGUGGUUUGAUGAAAACUGGCAGCAAAGAUUAAAUCAUUUAAUACCUAAGAUGGGUAGUUCUUUUCUUUUUAACAAACCGAUUUUAGAUCAAGAAAUCUCAGUAGGAAGGGGUCUCAACAGGAAGAUAAUCAUAAACAAGGUGCACAAUGGGGAAUUCAUGUCAGAAUGGUGGCUACUCCCUUACGUGCUGAAGCUGAUGUAUGAGCCUAUGCUCAUCCAAGAAAUUGUCACAUAUAUUUUGAAUAGAUUAUUUCAUUUAUCCUCAAGUGAUGCCAAGAACCUGGUUGGAAUAAAUUCUAGCUUACAAGAAAUGCAAUUGCUAUUAUGUCUUGAGUCUAGAGAAGUUCGAAUGGUAGGAAUUUGGGGUAUGGCAGGCAUAGGUAAAAUAACUCUUGCCAAAGCUAUUUAUCAGCAUAUCUCUGGUCAUUUUGAAGCUUGCUCAUUUCUUGAAAAUGUAGGAGAUGAUUUAGAGAUACGAGGGUUCCUUGGAUUAGAGGAAAAAUUUCUUUCUCAACUAUUGGAGGAUAGAAAUCUAAACAUUAAAGGACUCAGUUCUAUAAAAGCGAGGCUUCAUUUCAAAAAGGUUCUCAUUGUCAUUGAUGAUGUGAACAGUUCAAAAAUAUUGGAAGUAUUAGUUGGAAAGCAUGAUUGGUUUGGUCAAGGAAGCCGAAUCAUUGUAACAACAAGAAAUAAGCACUUGCUAGUUAUGCAUGGAGUAGAUGAGGUAUAUGAGGUUAGGAAAUUAAAUAAUGAUAAUGCUCUUGAGCUCUUCAGUCAUUAUGCCUUCAAACAAGUCCAUCCCCAAGAAGAUUAUGUGGAGCUGUCCCAACGUGUAAUGGUUUAUGCUCAAGGGCUUCCAUUGGCUCUUAAAGUUUUAGGUUCAUUUUUAUUUAGCAAGAGCAAGCAUGAAUGGGAAAGUGAACUGGCUAAACUAAGAAGAAUUCCUAAUAUGGAAAUUCAAGAUGUGCUACAAGUGAGUUUUUAUGGGUUGGAUGACAAAGAGAGGGAUAUAUUUCUAGACAUUGCAUAUUUUUUUAAAGGAGAGGACAAAGAUUAUGUUAUGAAAAUCCUAAAUGGUUGUGGUUUCUUCCCAGAUAUUGGAAUAAGAGUUCUCAUUGAGAAGUCUCUCAUUACUAUUUUAGACAAUAGGUUGAUGAUGCAUGAUUUGUUACAAGAAAUGGGUAGAGAAAUUGUUCGUCAAACAUCCCUUAAAGAACCUGGAAAAUGCACAUUUGCACGAAUGAAUAGACUUAGAUUGCUCAAAGUCUAUAAAUCUCAAGAUCCCAGAGAUGAAGUAUGUACUUCACAAAAGGAAGAGUGCAAGGUUAUGUUUUCAAGGGACUUUAAAUUCCAUUAUGAUGACUUGAGAUAUUUGUAUUGGCAUGGAUACCCUUUCAGAUCAUUGUCAUUUGAUUUUAACCCAAAGCGUCUUGUUGAUCUCAGCAUGCCUUAUAGCCACAUUAAACAACUUUGGAAAGGGGUGAAGGUUCUUGACAAGUUAAAAUUCAUGGAACUCAGCAACUCCAAGCAGCUAACUGAGACACCAGAUGUCUCAGGGAUCACCAAUCUUGAACGGUUGGUUUUUGAAGAUUGCACACAUUUGCAUAAGAUCCACCCAUCUCUGGGAGGUUUAAGCAAGCUCAUUUUCUUGAGUUUGAGAAAUUGCAUAAACCUUAGGUAUUUUCCGAGCAGUGGUAAGUUGGAAUCUCUUCAAAUCCUUAUUCUCUCAGGCUGCUCAAAACUUGAGAAGUUUCCAGAGAUCCGAGGGUACAUGGAACAUCUAUCAGAGCUCUAUUUAGAUGGGACUGCUAUAAAGGAAUUUCCUUCCUCUAUUGAGUAUGCCAGUGGGCUUGUUCUAUUGGAUCUUAAAAACUGCAAAAAGUUCAGGAGUUUUCCAACAUGUAUUCAUAAUUUGAAAUCUCUUGAAACCCUGAUUUUUUCUGGUAGCUUGGAAUCUGAAGAUGUUCAAGAGAACUUUGGGAACCUAGAAUGGUUCAAGAAGCUUUAUUCAAAUGGAACUGCUAUAAGAGGAAUGCCUUCUUCUAUUUCCCUCUUUAGAAACCUUGUAGUAUUAUCCUUUGGUGGGUGUAGUGGACCACCAUCUCUGUCAUGGUCAUUGCCCAGAAGAAGUUCACAUUCCAUUGAUUUCCUCCUGCUGUCAGACUUAUGCUUCUUACAGCACUUAGAUCUAAGUCAUUGCAAUCUAUCUGAGGAAGCAGACCUUAGUAAACUUGGUCUCUUAUCUUCACUGAAAAAACUAAAUUUAAGUGGGAACAACUUUGUUAGUUUGCCUUCAAACGUGUUGAGUCGACUUUCUCAGCUGACAAGACUUGACCUACAUAAUUGCAGAAGCCUGCAAGCAUUGUUAGAGCUCCCAUCAAGUAUACAAUCAAUAGAUGCACAUAAUUGCACAUCAUUAGAAAUCAUCCCAAACCAAUCAAUUUACAAGUCGCUCUACCAUGCCUCAUUUAUGAAUUGUUUCAAACUGAUGGAGUAUCAAAGCAGCCUUGAAACUUUGUUCCUAACAGUGGCAAUGGAUGCUACCGAGACAGAUUUUCAUCUUCCCUUAUCCCAGCCAGUUCCAUUCAGCACUAUUCUCCCUGGAAGUGGAAUACCAGAUUGGAUCGGACAUCAGAGCACAGGGUGUGAAGUAAAUAUUGAGCUAUCUCCAAAUUGGUUUAAUUCUAACUUCCUGGGUUUUGCUCUUUCCGCUGUCAUUGAUUUCAAUGAUAUGCCUCAUGCCAACCAUGCUGAUCUGUCCUUCCAAAUUUGUACCUCCCUGAUUUCCAAGUCUGGACUGGUAUUUUAUUAUGAUGCUUUCUAUGAUCAUACUCUUGGACAUGCAUUAAUUGAGCCAGACCAUGUGUGGCUGGCCUAUGCACCAGUUUCUAGCUCCAUCAAGUGGCAUGAAGUGAACCACAUUCAGGCUUCAUUUCUUAUGAUCACCCACAUGCUCCCUGUGAUUAAGAGGUGUGGGGUUGGUCUAAUGUACAGUAGGGAAGAUGUGAAAGAUGACAGUCAAAAAAUAAUCCAACACAUCUCUCCUCUCUCUCAAAAUUCAACUCUCCUUCUUCAUGAAAUUGAUGAUGGGGAACCCAGUGCAAGUGGUUUCUCUAAGCAGGAAUCAGAAUGUAGUGAUUACUACACUGAUGAGGGGGAAUCUUAG